Messenger RNA from Nematolebias whitei (Rio pearlfish), 1040 nucleotides. RefSeq names its product V-type proton ATPase subunit d 1. Gene Ontology annotation, cellular component: vacuolar proton-transporting V-type ATPase complex; proton-transporting V-type ATPase, V0 domain; plasma membrane proton-transporting V-type ATPase complex. Gene Ontology annotation, biological process: proton transmembrane transport; vacuolar transport; vacuolar acidification. Lineage: Eukaryota; Metazoa; Chordata; Actinopteri; Cyprinodontiformes; Rivulidae. Gene Ontology annotation, molecular function: proton-transporting ATPase activity, rotational mechanism. The record is from RefSeq and is a predicted model, not a curated record.
GAGUACAAGCUGCUGUUCGAGGGCGCCGGCAGCAACCCUGGAGACAAAACUCUGGAGGACCGUUUCUUUGAGCACGAGGUUAAGCUGAACAAACUGGCCUUCCUCAACCAGUUCCACUUCAGCGUCUUCUACGCUUACGUCAAGCUGAAGGAGCAGGAGUGCAGGAACAUCGUGUGGAUCGCCGAGUGCAUCGCCCAGCGGCACCGUGCCAAAAUCGACAACUACAUUCCGAUCUUCUAACCCUCCUCUUCCUCACUCCAUUCCAUUCCUCCACUUCCCGCCGUUAUUUCAUCCAGUGUUUGGUGUGGUGGUAAAGAUGCACUUUGAAACAAAACUUCUUCCAUUAUUCACCUGCUGGUGUAAACUGGUUCCAUACAAAGUGGUUUCUAGUUGUAAAAAUCAUUUUGCUCUGAAUGAAUCCAGAGAGUUGAAACCAAACCCCUCGAGCUCCGGUCGUCUCACUAAUCUGGUGUCCCUUUCACUAAUUUGACUUUCAAACAAACUUCCUGAAGCACAGUGUGUAUCGUACAGCAUGUGCUGUCCUCCUCACACAUCAGGUGAUAAAAUUAAAGCAAGUUGAUUCAAACCAGGAAAUAACCUGACAAGAAACAAUCUGACCUUUUGACCUUUAUUCUGUCCAGCUCACAGUGGACAAACUCAAACAUUCCUGUAUUUAUUUACGUCAGUGCUACUUUUUGUCUGCAUGUCUGGUAAUUCAUAUCGUUUCCAUCUAAACUAUCACGUGACGCGUGUGAGUCUGAUUUACUGUGCAGAUUAUUGUUAAACAAUAAAAAUGAACCAACCGAGCAGGAGUUUGGUGCUUCUGUGUGUCGUUCCUGUAAAUGAACAAAGUGGAAUAAGACAAAAUCUUGUUACUAUAUAAAGAACUUAAUGUUUAAAUUCUGCAAAGAUAUAUAAGUAUUUAAAGAAGACUUUGAUUGUUGUGUUCUCGUGCUGUAAAAACUUGAUUUAUGACUGCUUUGUUCUGUUGUGAAGUGUGAUGUACAUGUGACAAAAAGAUUAAACUGCUUCACCGCAGG